Messenger RNA from Talaromyces marneffei, 897 nucleotides. RefSeq lists its product as uncharacterized. Gene Ontology annotation, molecular function: 3'-5'-RNA exonuclease activity. Bases 1 to 897 code for a protein of 298 amino acids. Lineage: Eukaryota; Fungi; Ascomycota; Eurotiomycetes; Eurotiales; Trichocomaceae. The transcript has a single exon. The record is from RefSeq and is a predicted model, not a curated record.
AUGAAGUCAAAGGCGAAUAUUUCCUUACGCAUUCUCACCCAUAACAUCCGGUAUGCUACCUCGCAGCCGUUUAGAGGGGAAAAGCCAUGGGCGGAGCGACAACAGUUGCUUCUCAAUGAGCUUGUCUACAGUACCCGACACAUUGCCGAAUCUUUCGUAUGUCUACAAGAAGUUCUCCAUGUCCAAUUGAAUGGCAUUCUUGCUGGACUGAACCAAUCCGCGAAAGCAGAAGAUCAGUGGGCUUACAUCGGCGUCGGUCGAGAUGACGGUGAGACGAACGGAGAAUACUCGCCAAUAUUCUAUAAACCAGCGACAUGGCAGCUACACCACUGGGAGACAGUCUGGCUCUCUGAAACACCCGAGAAACCCUCGAAAUCUUGGGAUGCAGCAUCAACCCGCAUUGUAACGAUUGCCGUUUUCAAGCAUCAGGCCACUGGCAAAUUCCUGCUCGUAUUAAACACCCAUCUAGACGACCAAGGUUCCCGGUCCCGAUUCGAGGCGGCCCGUAUUAUCCUUCGCAAGAUCGACGGGUAUCUAGACGGGUCAUACGAGGAGACGAUCUCCGGAGUUGUCCUUGCAGGCGACUUCAACAGUGAAGAGACUCAAGAGGCAUACCAAGUGUUGACGGGAGAGGAUUCGGUCUUAGUAGACAGCCAGAAACUCACGAAGACGGAAGAGCGCUAUGGAAACGAGAUAACUUGGACUGGGUUUGGUUAUGAAGAUGAACCGCAGAAAAGAAUUGACUAUAUCUUGUUAGGGCCUGUUGACAAUAAGUCCUCUGUACCGCAUCCUUGGGAAUCCCUGGGAUAUGCUGUGUUAGCUAGUCGGUUUGACGAUGGAGUCUGGAACUCCGAUCACCGUGCGGUAGUGGUCGAUGCUGUUUUGGCUGAUCUCUAG